AUGGGCGACUCGGGUUCAACUAUCCGCGUGCAGGUUAAAUGGAUGGGUAAACAGUUCAAUGACCUAGAGUUGAACUUAGACGCACCUUUGGAAUUGUUUAAAGCACAGAUGUUCUCUCUAACCGGUGUGCCACCUGAUCGUCAAAAAUUAAUGUACAAAGGACUACUUUCCGAUAGUGUCGACUUACGUAAAACUGCACUUUGCAAUGGAGCCAAGAUUAUGAUGAUAGGUACAGCUGAGAAAUUAGUAGAACGUGAUGAACCAGUACGUUUUUAUGAGUUUAUAUCUGCAGAAGAACGUUCUGAGAUUUUUAAAUCCGUAAAAACACGUCGUAUUCCUAUAGGGCUUGUGAAUUUGGGUAAUACAUGCUACUUUAAUGCAGUAUUCCAAUUCUUAUUACCUGUAAGGGAUCUAUGGGACAGUAUUGACCUGUUAUCGGCGCGUGAAACGGUAGAUUCAAAACAGGAUCAAUACAAGUUUGCUCGUUCUCUUGUUGAGAUGCGUCAUAAUCUUCCAAACACAUUAUCUCGUUAUAUACCUAUGGCACAGAUCCAAUUACUUCGUAAAGUUAACCCUUUGUUCAGUAGAACUGAUGAAUCCACAGGGUUACAUCUUCAACAGGAUGCUGAGGAGUGUCUAAGCUGUAUUCUUAAUUGUAUAAACGGUUUAGGUGAUGCCAAGAUUACCGAUAACGUUUUUGGUUACACUUUGUCCACUACUAUACGUCGCAAAGAUCCUCCAGAAGGGCAAUCGUCUACACCGGUUGGCGGCGUUUUGCAAGAGCGCAAUAUCAAGUUGAACUGUUAUAUGGGCACGCAAUUGACCUCUGUAGGCACAUUAAUGGACGGUAUAAUGUUAUCUUUAAAUGAGGAGUUGAUGAAAUUCAAUGCCGAUGCUGGUUGUGACGUUUUACAUGAGAAGGUAUCUAGGAUAUCGGAGUUGCCCAAGUACCUCAUUGUCCAUCUCGUAAGAUUCGAAUGGAAGCAGGAAAGCGAAGUUUCCAAGACCAAUGCAGUUAAAGCUAAGGUAUGCCGUCGUGUGAACUUUGAGCGCGAGCUGGACAUAACACCCAUAUGUACCGAGGAAGUGAAGCCAUUAUUGAACGCUGCUAAUGCCAUUGUUAUGCGUAAAGAUUUCGAUUUAAAGGAAAGCCAGGAUGGCGGUCCUUUCAAGGGUUACGAGAUGUACCCUGGUAAAUAUGCUACUGGAAGAUACGAGUUGGAGGCUGUGGUCACCCAUCAGGGUCGCAGUGCCGAUGGCGGUCACUAUGUUUGCUGGACCAAGGACCAGAGGGAAGCAUCAACAGGUGAUACUGAUGAGUCUGAGGAUGCGAAGCCGUCUGGUGACGGUUGGCUAAUGUUUGACGACGAUACGGUAACAGAAUAUCGUUGGGGAAGUUUUGACCUCUGCGGUGGUCGCAGUGACUUCCACAUCGCAGUGUUGUUGCUCUACAAGGCUCAAUGUGUACCUGUUGCACCUGAACUUAGUGCUCCCGAAGGGACUACGGAGGAACCGGUGUGCGCUCCGCCGCUGGCGCCUUCGUCUGAUGCCGAGGCACCUGUAUCGGCUGAUGCCCCGGAAUCCGCUGUUACUGAAGAAGAACAGGAUAAUUCCAAUGAACCUAAUGAAGAGAAGAGCCCGGAACAAGUCGAUGACUCUAAUGAAGAAGGGCAAAGAAGUAAACGGAGAUCGCCUCCUAGAGAGAGUGGCAAUUCACAGGAAAAGUUGAAGUUUUUUGUUGGAGGAUUACAUCCUACUGUUGACGAAGGGGUUCUCACAGACCAUUUUUCUAAAUAUGGCAACAUCCUCUCGGUGCAGGUGAUGCGUGAUGCUGCCACCGGUCGUAGCAGGGGAUUCGGUUUUGUGACAGUGGCCCCUCAGGAGAAUACUCAUACUGUCUUUACUGAUGACCACAGUUUGAACGGUAAACGUGUGGAUGUGCGCCAUAUGCAGAACGACCCCAAUUCGACAAUGAAGCGUAAGAUAUUCGUUGGUGGUAUAUCCAAGGGCCUAAGUGAACAGAUGUUAGAGGAUUACUUUAGUCGUUUUGGUGCUAUUGAUCGUGUGACUAUUAUGCGUCAGAUCGAUGGUAGUUCCCGGGGUUUUGGUUUUAUCAUCUUUUCUUCGGAUGGUUCCACUGAGAAAGUUCUGGAAUCACCCAGUCAUUUUGUUUAUGGCUCCAAGGUAGAUGUUCGUGCUGCUGAGAGCCGUAUGAAACAAGCACACCACCGUUAUGAAUCCCAAUAUAAGUCAUUAGGGCCACAUGGUUACAAGCAGGGCGAUAUGGCUAAAGCUCGAAUGCACAUGGGACCACCUAAUUUCCCGCCACAUGGCCCCUCGCACAAGAUGCCUGUAGGUGGCCCUCUCCCUGUUGCUGGUUAUGACCCACAGCUGUUGCAGCAGCAGAUGUUGUAUCAGCACUAUGCAAUGCAGACUCACUAUGCUUAUUAUGCUCAGCAGUCUGGCCUUCAACCGCCUCCUAGUGAUCCUUCGCGGUAUGUACCUCAGCGUCCAACUUAUUUUGGCAAUCAACCAAACAGUCAGAACAAUAUAGCACGGUCAUACAGGUCGAAACCGUAUUAA
Babesia sp. Xinjiang is the source of this 2583-nucleotide messenger RNA. RefSeq names its product Ubiquitin carboxyl-terminal hydrolase 7. Gene Ontology annotation, biological process: regulation of proteasomal protein catabolic process; protein deubiquitination; proteasome-mediated ubiquitin-dependent protein catabolic process. The transcript has 6 exons. The record is from RefSeq and is a predicted model, not a curated record. The coding region runs from base 1 to 2583 and encodes 860 amino acids. Lineage: Eukaryota; Apicomplexa; Aconoidasida; Piroplasmida; Babesiidae. Gene Ontology annotation, molecular function: protein binding; RNA binding; cysteine-type deubiquitinase activity.